GUCUACAUUGAGACUACAGUUGAUAUGCCUACCUCCUGAGACACUAGUGUGUGAGUCUCCUCCUGGGCCCCUGGGCAAAUGGUUUUGGCAGCAUGACCAAGGCCUAAAUGGGGCUGAAGGCAAGCACAGGAGGAUGGGUCCCUUUUCAGGUCUGGAGAUGGAAUCACUGUUGCUAUAGCAGGCCUUUUUAUGAGACUAACCUGGCCUCUCCACUAAAGGAUGUGUGACUUUCUGGGGACAGAAGAGUACAGUCCCUGACAUCACACACUGCAGAGAUGGAUAACCAAGGAGUAAUCUACUCAGACCUGAAUCUGCCCCCAAACCCAAAGAGGCAGCAACGAAAACCUAAAGGCAAUAAAAACUCCAUUUUAGCAACUGAACAGGAAAUAACCUAUGCGGAAUUAAACCUUCAAAAAGCUUCUCAGGAUUUUCAAGGGAAUGACAAAACCUAUCACUGCAAAGAUUUACCAUCAGCUCCAGAGAAGCUCAUUGUUGGGAUCCUGGGAAUUAUCUGUCUUAUCUUAAUGGCCUCUGUGGUAACGAUAGUUGUUAUUCCCUCUACAUUAAUACAGAGGCACAACAAUUCUUCCCUGAAUACAAGAACUCAGAAAGCACGUCAUUGUGGCCAUUGUCCUGAGGAGUGGAUUACAUAUUCCAACAGUUGUUACUACAUUGGUAAGGAAAGAAGAACUUGGGAAGAGAGUUUGCUGGCCUGUACUUCGAAGAACUCCAGUCUGCUUUCUAUAGAUAAUGAAGAAGAAAUGAAAUUUCUGUCCAUCAUUUCACCAUCCUCAUGGAUUGGUGUGUUUCGUAACAGCAGUCAUCAUCCAUGGGUGACAAUGAAUGGUUUGGCUUUCAAACAUGAGAUAAAAGACUCAGAUAAUGCUGAACUUAACUGUGCAGUGCUACAAGUAAAUCGACUUAAAUCAGCCCAGUGUGGAUCUUCAAUAAUAUAUCAUUGUAAGCAUAAGCUUUAGAGGUAAAGCGUUUGCAUUUGCAGUGCAUCAGAUAAAUUGUAUAUUUCUUAAAAUAGAAAUAUAUUAUGAUUGCAUAAAUCUUAAAAUGAAUUAUGUUAUUUGCUCUAAUAAGAAAAUUCUAAAUCAAUUAUUGAAACAGGAUACACACAAUUACUAAAGUACAGACAUCCUAGCAUUUGUGUCGGGCUCAUUUUGCUCAACAUGGUAUUUGUGGUUUUCAGCCUUUCUAAAAGUUGCAUGUUAUGUGAGUCAGCUUAUAGGAAGUACCAAGAACAGUCAAACCCAUGGAGACAGAAAGUAGAAUAGUGGUUGCCAAUGUCUGAGGGAGGUUGAAAUAGGAGAUGACCUCUAACUGAUAGAACGUUACUUUGUGUCGUGAUGAAAACUUUCUAAAUUUCAGUAGUGGUGAUGGUUGUAACUCUGCGAAUAUACUAAACAUCAUUGAUUUUUAAUCAUUUUAAGUGCAUGAAAUGUAUGCUUUGUACACGACACUUCAAUAAAGCUAUCCAGAAAAAAAAAAAAA
This is a messenger RNA of Homo sapiens (human), 1500 nucleotides long. RefSeq names its product killer cell lectin like receptor C1 (gene KLRC1). Gene Ontology annotation, molecular function: MHC class Ib receptor activity; MHC class I protein complex binding. The coding region runs from base 276 to 977 and encodes 233 amino acids. Gene Ontology annotation, cellular component: plasma membrane; signaling receptor complex. The transcript has 8 exons. The record is from RefSeq and is marked reviewed. Lineage: Eukaryota; Metazoa; Chordata; Mammalia; Primates; Hominidae. Gene Ontology annotation, biological process: immune system process; regulation of natural killer cell mediated cytotoxicity; immune response-regulating cell surface receptor signaling pathway.